Messenger RNA from Panicum hallii, 2094 nucleotides. Its product is annotated as protein RCC2. The record is from RefSeq and is a predicted model, not a curated record. Gene Ontology annotation, molecular function: DNA binding. The coding region runs from base 126 to 1781 and encodes 551 amino acids. NCBI's taxonomy places the organism in Eukaryota, Viridiplantae, Streptophyta, Magnoliopsida, Poales, Poaceae. The transcript is spliced from 16 exons.
UGAAAGUUUCAAUCUGGAGUGUCGCUUGUUUCAAAUCCAUCCCUUGCUUCCCCUCCCCGCUUCCUCGUACCAAAUCUAGGGUUUCCGAUCGAAAUCCUCCGCCUCCGCCGCCACCGCCGGUGAUAAUGUCGGCCAGCGCCGAGCCCGAGAAGGACGCCGCGGCCGCAGCCGCGGCCGCCGAGGGCGACGAGGACGCGGAGGCGAAGGGCAGCGGCUCCGGCUGGGAGCUGCUGUACUGCGGGGGGACGAGCUUCGACACCAUGGGCCGGAAGGUGGUGGGCGGGGCGCAGGGCAACCUGGUCUCCCCGACGCGAUUGCGGCCGCUGAUGGGCGUCGACAUCCGCUUCGUCGGCUCUGGCUGCACUGCUUGCCACUGUGUUGCUUUGGAUGCUGAAGGCAGAUGUUAUACAUGGGGUCGCAAUGAGAAGGGACAGCUAGGGCAUGGGGAUACUCUUCUGCGUAACCUGCCAACUGUUGUUUCACAACUAUCAAAAUACAGAAUCAUCAAAGCAAGCGUUGGCAGAAAUCAUACAGUGGUUGUAACUGAUGAUGGGAAAUCCUUCUCUUUUGGCCACAAUAAGCACGGGCAGUUAGGGACGGGCUCCUUGAGGAAUGAAAUUGAGUCAUCGCCAGUGUCCUGUAUCGUUGCUGAAGCAACCAAUGCUGUAUGUGGAGCUGAAUUUACAGUCUGGUUGUCAUCAGUGGAAGGCUCUUCUAUACUUACAGCAGGCCUUCCCCAAUAUGGUCAACUCGGGCAUGGAACUGAUAAUGAGUACAAUGCUAAAGAUUCGUCUGUCAAGCUGACGUAUGAUCCUCAGCCCCGCCCACGAGCGAUAGCUACAUUAUCUGGGAAAACUGUAGUCAAAGUUGCAUGCGGAACUAAUCAUACAGUUGCAGUUGAUUCCAGUGGCUUUGUUUACACCUGGGGUUUUGGUGGAUAUGGAAGGUUGGGCCACAGAGAACAGAAGGAUGAAUGGCAACCUCGUCUUGUAGAAAUCUUCCAGAAACACAACGUUCUGCCUCCUAAUGCUAUUGUCUCAGCUGGUUCCGCAAGUUCUGCAUGCACAGCUGGUGGUGGACAGUUGUACAUGUGGGGAAAGAUGAAGAAUACAGGCGAUGAUUGGAUGUAUCCAAAGCCUGUAAUGGAUUUAAGUGGUUGGAAUAUUCGCUGCAUGGCUUCUGGUAACAUGCACCACGUUGUUGGUGCUGAUGAUUCAUGCAUAAGCUGGGGUGUUGCCCAGAAUGGAGAGCUUGGUUAUGGGCCUAAUGGGCAGAAGUCAUCUGCUAAUCCCAAAAAGGUUGACAUUCUUGAGGGAAUGCAUGUUACAAGUGUUGGUUGUGGAUACGGACUGUCUCUAAUUGUUGUGGACAGGGCAAAUAUUGGUGAUCGACUUGAUAAGCUGGAGAUUUAUGAUGGUGAUACAACUGAAGUAGAGGAGAAGGUGGAGGUGCAAGCAACCAAGAAGGCAUCUGCUAGCACCAAUUCACGUGCCAACAAGCGCAAGAAAACCAAGGAUGAUUCUGAAUCAGAAGAGGAAGAUGAUGAGGAUGAAAGUGGAGAUGAUGAGAAUGGAGAAAUAGAAGAGGCCAAGGGUAGGCGUGGCCGCAAACCCUCUAAUAGGGGGAGAGGCAGGGGAGCCAAAAAGGCAGCUCCUGAGACAAAGCCAUCUGGAAGAGGCAGAGGCCGCCCUAAGAAAACUGAGAGCCCUGCUCAGAAAGCUGGAAACUCGGGUGGCCGUGGUGGAAAGAGAGGUGGAAAAAGAGGAAGACCCCGGAAGUGAUCAUAUGGUCUGCAGUAAGGUGGUGUUGAAGUCAGAUCAAGUGAUCUCUAACACCUGAUGUGAUCCAACCAUUGAAGAUUUAAUUUUGGUAGCAAAGCCUCCGGCCGUACCUCAGUUUCGCCAAUUGCAGCUAUUCAAAAACUUCAUCUCUUUUUUGCCCCCCUUUUCCAAAUUGAGUGUUCCAUCUGAUUGUAAGUCUAGAAAUGCUUAACCUGUACAUCUGUGUUAUUUGCCGAUGUUUUAGGCUAUUAUGGACCCCAUCAAUAGAGUGAUUUAUCCUGUUCAAUCAUACUGUCCCUUUGGUUAACCAUCA